Messenger RNA from Galeopterus variegatus (Sunda flying lemur), 451 nucleotides. RefSeq names its product EKC/KEOPS complex subunit LAGE3-like. Bases 93 to 380 code for a protein of 95 amino acids. The transcript is spliced from 3 exons. Gene Ontology annotation, cellular component: EKC/KEOPS complex. NCBI's taxonomy places the organism in Eukaryota, Metazoa, Chordata, Mammalia, Dermoptera, Cynocephalidae. The record is from RefSeq and is a predicted model, not a curated record.
CUGAUGACCCUGACGACCACGGUGACACUGGCGAUCGUGUAGGCCCUGGCGUCGCAGGAGAGGCGGGUGCUGCAGUCGGUGGCGUUCCUCGGAUGGAGCGGGCACCAGGGCCUGGCAGAGAUGCUGCGCCCGUGGCUGGAGGCCUGGAUAACCAACAAGUCCAGUUAACCCUCAGCGUGCCCUUCACAUCACCUGAGAACGCGGAGGUCGCCAGCCUGUUCCUGACCCCAAAUGCUCAACGCCCAGGGCCGGUGCAGACGGAGAUCAGUGUGAACGGCAACGUCCUGACUGUACGACUGACUGCUGGAGAUCCCAGCCAACUCCACAUUUCCGUCAUCGCCUGUCUUUACCAACUAUCCAUGCUGGUGCGACUCUUCUAGCCUGUUGUGCCCCCACUUUUCUUUAAGCCUCGCCAAGAAAGAGGGAUCUAAGCCUAACCUCGAGUCCCGUU